Messenger RNA from Closterium sp. Yama58-4, 1860 nucleotides. The record is from the annotation of a GenBank genome assembly. NCBI's taxonomy places the organism in Eukaryota, Viridiplantae, Streptophyta, Zygnematophyceae, Desmidiales, Closteriaceae.
AUGGCAGCGGCUGCGUCGGCGCCUCCGCCGCCUCUGCUGGACGCAGCGGCGACGGCGCAAGCGGUUCAGACGUUGCAGGAGGUGACGGGGGUGGCGGACGAGACGCACUGCCGCCAGGUUCUGGAGGCGCACGCGUGGGACGUCAACGCCGCCGCCAGCACGCUCCUCGCGGUCGCCGCCGCGGAUCGAGAGCACUUUGGCGGCGCCUCAGGGGGUGAUCUGGGAGGCGGCAGCGGCGGCGGAGAUUCCGCUGCUGCUGCUGCCGGCAGGUUAGGAGCGGCUGCUGGCAGUUCCGCCGGCACCAGCUUGGCGCGUUCCGCAGGCGCAGGGGGAGGGGCCACAGCAGCAGCAGGAGGAGGAGGAGGAGCAGGAGGAGGAGGAGGAAGCGGAGGGCCCAUCGGCAACUCGAAUCUGCGCGCACGGACGGGAGGGCUUGUCGCAGGCGGGGGAAGCGGGGGCGGAGGCGGCGGCGGCGGGGGCGGGGGGGGAAGCAGUCCCGGAGCAGCAGGAGCGGCUGCGGACGGCGCCACGGGCGCACUCCCUCCCGCCGUCUCCGCGCUCCGUUCGGGCCGCGCGCCAGUCCGCGCGUCCCACCGCAACUCAUCGUCGUCGCUCCUCUCGCGCCUACUGUCCCUCCCCUUCUGGGUGCUCCGCGGAGGGCUGGGGGUCAUGGCUAGUCUCUUCGGCCUGGGCUUGUGGGCGGCAGGCGGUAUCUUAUCCACCUUCUUCGCGUCUCUCAGCUCUGUGACGCUCUGGCUAGCGGGUGGCCCGCACCCGUACAGCGGGCAUCAGGGGACUAUCGGCGCGCUUCACCCUUCGCAGCAGGCCGGGGGAGCGGCGCAACAACAGGCGCAGCGGGGGGGCGGAGGGGGAGGGGGAGGGGGGAACCAGCAGGCUCAAGACGCGGCGAUCUUCCGCCAACGGUUCGAGGCGGAGUUUGGGUCCGGGCACCCCGAGUUCUUUCCGGGGAGCUUCGCGGACGCGCUCCGGCGCGCGGGCGAGCAGUUCCGCUUCCUGCUGGUGUACCUGCACGCGCCGGAGCACGCGGCGACGCCUAGGUUCUGCCGCGACACGCUGUGCGACGCGGAGGUGGUGCGCGUGAUCGACGAGCAGCUGGUGCUGUGGGCAGCGGACGUGCGCAGCGUCGAGGGCUUCCAGAUGAGCCACCGCCUGCACGCCAUCCAGGGCUACGUGUCGGCGGGCGAGUUGAGGGCAGCGCUGGAGCGCGCAGUGGAGGACCAUGGCGCGGUGCUGGUGGCGGCGAGGGCGGACGCGGAGGAGAGGGCGCUCACCCGCCGCCUGCGCGAGGAGCAGGACGCUGCUUUCCAUGCCGCGCUGCUCGCUGACCAGGAGCGUGAGAGGGAACGGGAGGAAGCUGCGAGGAAGCAACGGGAGGAGGAGGAGGCGGCAGCACGGCGGGCGGAGGAGGAGGCAGAGCAGCAGCGGCAGGCAGAGAGGGCAGCCGCGGAGAAAGCAGCUGUGGUGGAGAGGAGGCGGUCAGAGGCCAUGGGGAGACUGGGAGAGCAGCCAGAGAAAGGCCCAGACACCACUCAGGUGCUGAUUCGCCUGCCAGGGGGCGAGCGCAAGGAGCGGCGGUUCCGCUCAACUGACCGCGUGCAGGCCCUUUACGAUUACGUGGACUCAGAGGCGCUGGGAUCGCUGCUGCCCUCGCACCACUACCUGCUCGUCUCCAACUUCCCCCGCACCGUGUACGACGCUGAGAAGCGCUCCAAGACGCUGCAGGAAGCGGGAUUGCACCCGCAUGCGAGCUUGUUCGUGCAGAUGGAGGAGGAGCCUCAGGAAGAGGCGAGGGAGAGGGAGAGGGAGAGGCCGGUUGAGCCCAAGGGGAAGGAUUUGUAG